AUGGCCCAUUGUGAGCGGGCCUCCAGGCCCAUCAUCCAAUGCCUUUCGAAAUCCUCAAUUAGAGGCAUAUCCAGCGUCCAGCUGCAGACGCGCGCCUUCCAGACCACAGCUGCUGUCCAGGAGGAAGCCCAGACCGAAGCGAAGAGCCAGCCCUUCUACAAAGCGCCCGACCCAGCUCUUGUGUCAAGCCCGCGUUUGGAGCGAAGGUUGAUGCGCCAGGGUAUUCUACCGAUCGGGUCUCGUCGACGUCGUGCCGCGUUGCAAACAACAGACAGUUUGCCUUUCGAACAGCUACCAUAUCAAUGCUUCCAGGAGGCACGGAAGGUUCUGAUUGCGGACCGGGAGGAGAAGUUGAAGGAAAUUGCAACAACCAGUGAGAAGAUCGCUAAGAUUCAGGCGCUGCCGGAAGAAGAGCAAACAAAACACUCCACCUAUGCUCGACUGCGCGCGCUGGAGGUACAUCUUGAUAGACUUAAGGUUCUCGCGGACAUCAAUGACCCCCUCGUGAAGAAGAAGUUUGAGGAUGGGCAGGGUGACAUGAGCAAACCUAUCUACCGCUACCUCGCCGAUCAGAAAUGGAGAGAGUAUCGCCGCAAGAUUCUCGUUCAACGAAUUACCCAGAUGAAGGUCAUUCCUGAUGUCCUUCCCCAUUGCGACCCGAUAGUCGACACUAAACUGUACUUCGGCCGAAAAGCUGUACCACCUGGAGAGUUUGUAAACUCUCAGGUUAGCAGUGUCCCUCCCAAACUCGACAUCCAGGUAUUCGACGGUGAAAACAGGCUGGUAACAAUUGCCGUCGUGGAUUCGGAUGUUCCCAACGUCGAAAAGGACAGCUUCGACUAUAUGAUGCACUACCUUGCCGUCAACAUCCCAAUCUCUGCUCUGAACACCAAGGUUGACCUCUCUCAGCUGUCGACGGAGUCUCAGGUUGUUCUACCUUGGCUUCCCCCUGUUGCUCAGAAGGGCAGCCCGUACCACCGCUUGUCCCUUUUCGUCAUGGAGCAGAAAGACAACAAGCCUUUGGACUUUGCGGCCGUCAAGGCCAAGGAGACUGACCGCCUUAACAAGCUUCUCCGCACUUUACAAGCACGGUACCACCUCAAGCCCAUUGGAGCGCACCUGUUCCGAACAAUCUGGGAUGACGACACCCGCGAUGUCAUGAAGGAGAUUGGCUUCCCUCUUGCAGACAUGGAACUCCGGCGCAAGAGAAGCGAGGCCCUGCCUUAUAAGAGGAGAAACCCUUCCACCUUCCGGUAA
Molecule: messenger RNA, 1257 nt
Organism: Aspergillus nidulans FGSC A4
Lineage: Eukaryota; Fungi; Ascomycota; Eurotiomycetes; Eurotiales; Aspergillaceae
Product: mitochondrial 54S ribosomal protein YmL35
Exons: 2
Coding region: 1-1257 (418 amino acids)
Cellular component (GO): mitochondrion
Source: RefSeq, a predicted model, not a curated record